GCCCACCGCUGCCGCUGCUUCAGCACCGGAGCCCGGACAGCGGCGCCGCCCACGGGCAUGGACGGUGGUAGCAGCCCCAGCUGCUGCAACGAUCAUCUCUCAUCUCGUUGCCAGUUUCUGAAGAGCGAACAGAGGCCUGAGGGGAAUACGUUUAGCCCCGGAAGGCAGCUGCCGGGACAAGUAGGAAGAAGCUCUCUGUAGAUCCCGCUGGAAGAUCGUCUCGGCUCGCCUGCAUCAGGUCCUAGACCAAAGCCAUGGCUCCCGAGGCAAGCCCAGAGAGAAGCUGCUCCCUCCAUGCCUGUCCCCUGGAAGACCCAACAGGCGCUCCGGUGCCAGCACCGGCAGUUGCCCUCCAGGCUGUAGACCCGACCAGUCCGUUAACAGCGGGCCAUUUUGCCUUUCCUCGAGCGCCUCAAGACUAUCAAGAAGGCAGUUCGUUACUAGGAUUGGGAGACCAAGCGUCUCUAUGUGCCCACGUCUCCAACCUCAGCACUUCCAUAGACCCCUCUCAGCAUGAUGGGGUCUGGAAGCCACCUUCCGUGCAACGCCAUGUGGUCAGUGUCAGGCAGGAACGCUCUUUCCGGAUGCCAAAGAGCUAUUCCCAGUUGAUUGCUGACUGGCCGGUGGCCGUGCUGCUGUCGUGCCUGGCCUUCAUCUUCCUCUGUACCCUAGCUGGGCUGUUGGGAAGCCCACCACUUGACUUUUCGGAGCCUUUACUGGGUUUUGAGCCUCGGGACACAGAGAUCAGCCGAAAGCUAGAAGUCUGGAAAGCCAUGCAGGCCCUCACUGGCCCCAAGAAUCUGCUUUCUCUCUCCCCGGACCCUGAGAUCAACAGCUCAGGCCUCCUAAGCACCCUGAGCCCCGCAGCCUGGGGCAGGGCUGAGGAAAGUGUGGUCCGAAACAAGAGGAUGGUGGGGCCAGUGGAAGACAAAGAAGAGGAGAACUUCUUUUGCGGCCCUCCUGAGAAGAGCCACGCAAAGCUGGUGUUUGUGUCCACCUCUGGGGGAAGCCUGUGGAACCUGCAAGCCAUCCAUUCCAUGUGUCGAAUAGAACAGGAGCAGAUCCGCUCUCAUAUCAGCUUCGGGGCUCUGUGCCAGCGAUCAGCAGCCAAUGAGUGCUGUCCCAGCUGGUCCCUGGGCAACUAUCUGGCUGUACUGUCCAACCGCUCCUCCUGCAUGGACACGACCCAAGCCGAUACCGACCGCACCCUGGCCCUGCUUCGGUUCUGUGCCACCUUCUACCAUCGUGGUGUCCUCGUGCCGGCUUGUGUGGGAUCUGGGCAGAACAAACCCCCGUUUUGUGCCCAAGUCCCCACCAAGUGUACCCGAAGCACCGCGGUCUAUCAUCUCCUGCACUUCCUGCUAGACAGGGACUUCCUGAGUCCCCAGACCGCCGAUUACCAGGUGCCCUCCCUCAAGUUCGGCCUGCUCUUCCUGCCCAUCACAAAGACUUCCUCCCUGCUGGACAUCUACUUGGACGGCCUGGUUGACCCAAUUAAAGUCUCUGACAACUAUACGUCUAUCAGCGGCAUGGACUUGGGCCUCAAGCCCAGACUGCUGAAGUACUACCUAGCCGAAGACACCAUGUACCCCUUGGUGGCUCUGGUUGUCAUCUUCUUUGGCAUGUCUCUCUACCUGCGCUCCCUCUUCAUCACGUUCAUGUCACUGCUGGGGGUGGUGGGCUCCCUCAUGGUGGCCUUCUUUCUCUACCACGUAGCGUUCCGCAUGGCCUACUUCCCCUUUGUCAACCUAGCGUCCCUCCUCCUGCUUAGUGGCGUCUGUGUCAAUUACAGUCUCAUCUUCUUCGACCUGUGGCGCCUCAGCCGGGGCCAGGUGCCCUCCGGGGGUCUGGCACACCGCGUGGGCCGCACCAUGCACCACUUUGGCUACCUGCUUCUGGUCUCGGGCCUCACCACCAGCGCGGCCUUCUACGGCAGCUACCUGAGCCGCCUGCCCACAGUGCGUUGCUUCGCCCUCUUCAUGGGCACCGCUGUGCUGGUGCACAUGGGGCUCACGCUGCUCUGGCUUCCGGCCACCGUUGUGCUGCACGAGCGCUACCUGGCACGCGGCUGCGUGUCCCAAGCCCAGGGCCAGAGGGGCGGCAGCGACCCCUUGCGGCUGUUGCUGGCGUUGCACAGACGGAUCCGCAUUCUCCGCAGGAUUAUUUCCAUCCUCUCUCGCCUGCUCUUCCAGCGCCUGCUGCCCUGUGGCGUCAUCAAAUUUCGGUACAUCUGGAUCUGCUGGUUCGCGGCGUUGGCGGCAGGGGGCGCCUACAUCGGCGGCGUCAGCCCACGCCUGCAACUGCCUAUUCUCCUGCCGCUGGGCGGUCAGGUCUUCCGGUCCAGCCAUCCCUUUGAGCGCUUUGAUGCCGAGUACCGCCAGCAGUUCCUGUUCGAGGAUCUUCCCCCCAACGAGGGCGGCAACUUGCCAGUGAUUCUGGUGUGGGGAAUCUUGCCAGUCGACACUAGUGAUCCCCUGGACCCUCGCAGCAACAGCUCCGUGGUCAGCGAUCCUGAUUUCUCCCCCGGCAGCCCUGAGGCUCAGGAGUGGCUCCUGGCCCUUUGCCACGGAGCCCAGAACCAGACCUUCUAUGGAGAGCAGCCAGAGGGUUGGCCUACACUGUGCUUGGUGGAAGCCCUGCAGCAGUGGAUGGAGAGCCCCAGCUGUGGCCGCCUGGGUCCCGAUCUAUGCUGUGGCCAGUCGGAAUUCCCCUGGGCCCCCCAGCUUUACCUGCACUGUCUCAAGAUGAUGGCUCUGGAGCAAAGUCCCGACGGCAGCCGUGACCUGGGGCUCCGCUUCGAUACUCACGGCAACCUGGCGGCUCUAGUUCUCAAGUUCCAGACCAACCUACCGUACAGUACAGAGUACGGCCCGGUCCACCAUUUCUACACCGAAGUCAGCCGCUGGCUGUCAACAGAGAUGGGCAGUGCACCUCCGGGCAUCAACCAGGGCUGGUUCACGAGCACCUUGGAGCUCUACAGCCUCCAGCAUAGCCUGAGCACGGAGCCUGCUGUCGUGCUUGGUCUGGCCCUGGCCCUGGCCUUCGCGACCUUACUGCUGGGCACCUGGAACGUCCCCCUCAGCCUGUUCUCGGUGGCGGCUGUGGCUGGCACCGUCCUGCUCACCGUGGGCUUGCUGGUCCUGCUCGAGUGGCAGCUCAACCCUGCCGAGUGUCUCUUCCUCUCCGCCUCCGUGGGCCUCUCUGUAGACCUAACGGUCAACUACUGCAUCUCCUACCACCUGUGCCCGCACCCGGACCGCCUGAGCCGGGUGGCCUUCUCCUUGCGUCAGACCAGCCGGGCCACAGCCAUGGGGACCGGAGCGCUCUUUGCCUCCGGCGUGCUCAUGCUGCCUUCCACCAUACUGCUCUAUCGAAAGCUGGGCAUCAUCGUCAUGAUGGUCAAGUUCCUUGGCUGUGGCUUUGCCAGCUUCUUCUUCCAGUCCCUGUGCUGUUUCUUUGGGCCAGAGAAGAACUGUGGGCAGAUCCUGUGGCCCUGCGCCCACCUGCCGUGGGAUGCCGGGACCGAGGACCCUGAUGAGAAGGGACGGACAGGGCCACCGGGGUUCUCGGAGCACUAUGAGUUGCAGCCCCUGUCUCGGCGCCGGAGCCCCAGCUUUGACACCAGCACAGCCACAAGCAAGCUGUCCCACCGGCCCUCCAUCCUCUCUGAAGAUUUCCAGCUGCAUGACGGCAGCUGCUGCCUCCGGCACGUCCCCGUCCCUGCCAACCCCAGGGAUCUGCUCCUGGACCACCAGGUAGUCUUCAGCCAGUGUCCAGCCCUGCAGACCUCCUCCCCCUAUAAGCAGGCUGGCCCCAACCCCCAAACCUGGAUCAUUCAGGACUCCCAGGGACGGAGAGCUCAGAUCUUACAGGCCCUGCCGAUAGCCCCUGCCCACUGCCCCAAGCCCAGAGUCGAAGAGCUCCCCGAUGGCCUCUGCUCCUCAGGCAGCACCCUGGAGGGACUCAGCGUCUCAGAUGACACCUGUGCCUCUGAGCCCAGCGUCCGUGUGCCAGAUUCUGUGGGCACCUCUCCGGAAGUCAUGAAUGGCACUGGGCACCCCAUACUGGAGCGGGGCCAGCUGAACGGGAAACGUGACACCCUGUGGCUGGUGCUCAAGGAGGCCAUCUAUGACCCAGGCCUGCCCAACCCUCAUCACAGCAGCUUAUCCUGGAAGGGCCGCGGUGGGCCGGGUGACAUCAGCCCCGUGGUGCUUCCCAACAGUCAGCCAGACCUGCCGGAUGUUUGGCUCCGCAGGCCUAACACCUACACCUCUGGCUAUAGCAGCUGAGAGAGGCCCAGGAAGGCCAGACCAGGGUCCAGAGCCCUGUUGGUGAAGAGAAAGCAGGUGCCACCCUUAGCCUAGAGCUUGAAGGUAUUUCUCCGUAUCGACGUGAUGUCUCACCCUCCUACUAUGGAUUCUAAACCCUGCCAGAUGUUCCAGCCUUGAUCUCUUUGCUACUCACCCCUACAUCUGGAGGAGUCAGUGGGAGGGCCUUACAAGAUAAUACUAGGCUCUCCCUGUGACCAGCUGAGGACUCACCUGCCCCCACAGUGCCAACAAGGACCCCUCCUCUGGGUAGGGAGGAGGCCAGAUGUGCAGCUCCAGGUGUCAGGGAAGGCUCAUCAGCUCUCCCAGGUGGCAAGAAAUUCAGUGACUCUAAGGUACCCUCUCUUUGGGAUCCUGUUGAGGUACCUCACUGACUAGAAAAGCCCUGAAGACCCUCCACAGCCUACUGAAUUUCAUCCCGUCUCGUCAGCUCUUAAUCGGGACACUUCGCUUUUUGGGGGAGCUUCUCUGGGCUGGAACUGAGCAUGGCUCUCUGUCCUGCAUCGCCCCAUUCUGUUCACACUCCCCAAUGUGACCAGACCCUCUCCAAAAGUAGGACAGAGGCAGCUUCUGGGAGAGAAGCAGGAGACAUGAAGGCCGGCUUUGGAGCAUCCCUAAAUUCCAAGAUUCCCUCGCAGGAAGCUGACUCCACAAUGCGCUUCCUCCCCACCCUACCCCACCCCCGUUAAUGAAUGAUAGACAUCCCUUUCCGUCGCCUCUUGCCUCUCCUGCCGGGCUUCUUGGGCUCCUGCAACUUCACGACACAGGGGCCUGCAGUUGGUCAAGACACUGACUAAGGAAGGUUGACUGACUGUUACCCAGAGUCAUGUCACUAGUUAUCGGCAGAGUGCUCUCCUUGCUUAUUCCGCUACUAUAGCUCCCUCCUGACUGCCUGCUUCAGGGCCGUUGGCCCGUGGCUGCCUUGAUCCUUUGCCUCUGGCCCUUCCCCACUCUCCCUUCUUGAGUGUCUCUUUGUAUAGCCUCCUUCCUCUUUGGGCCUCCACCUCCAGAAAGAGUUGUAGUCGAGCCAAGCCCGGGGUUGCUCUUUUCCUUUGACCUUCCCCUCUGAAACUCUCUGAGAUGCCUACUAGCAAUGGGGUACCACCAUUGCUUGCUGUACUACAGAUCACGAGCAGCCGAGCCCAACCUUAGGCUUCAAGGGCAUGCCUCUUCCAUGGAUGAGGCCUACAGACAGGCUUUGCUGGGAGAGUUACCGAGUGAACAGAAUCUAGUUAAAACAGGAGUGCAGACUCGUUUUUGUGAGGUUGUUCAUGAACCUGAAGUUUCUCUAGGUCAUAUUCUAAAGACUAGGUCUCUCUAGAGCGCCAGGGGGACUCAAGACCAAAGUCUGGCUUUCCCCCACCCCCAAAGCAAAGAAUCUGUCCUGAGGCUUUAUCUCAGGUGACACAGCUCAUGACACUAGGCAACAUCAGACAGCUGACUGAACAUCUGCUUUGGGAAUGGCGUUGUAAGGAAGAGAGAUGGGAAAGGGACAGCUGGUCUUCUGCGUGGGAAGCAACUUCCAAACACAGGCAGGCAUUAGCGGGUCAGUGCUACUGCGGAACCUGGGUUCCCAGCAUGAGGUGACCAGGGAGAUCUCCUGGAGAGAAAUGGCUUCAGCUGGGCUUCAGAAGAUCAAGCUGGGAGGAGGCAUGGUGGCCUUGCUUCAAAGGUCCCCUAAGGGCCUUUCAAAGGACUCCUGUGUCUAAAAAGUAGCUUUUCCAAUGGGUGCAAGAGUUGGGGGGGAGGGGAGCAGCCAGCUCAGCUCUCCAGGGGCCCCCCAGGUUUCUGUCAAAUCCAUAGGACAUGACAUGAAGACCAGCAAUGUAGGCCAUCUUAGCUAUGAGUAACAGAAGUGAAAGGAAUUGUUGAGCACCAAACAAUCUGUGGCAAGCUAGAGGCAAGCCAGAGGGCAGUUUGGUUUUGUUCAUUUGUUUUGCUUUGCUUUGUUGCGUUCCUGUCUUAUCAAAAUCUACCUCCCACCCCAAGUAGCCCAGGACCAGGGGAGCAGAAACUCAAAGGAGAACAUAAGAAUGUGGAAAAGACGGAAGACAACUGUCCCUCAGAUUCUCUGGAGAACUGGUUCCAGUGCACCCCGACCCCCACGUCAUGCCAAAAUCUGAGGAUGCUUGAGUCUCUUAUGUAGAAUGGUGUAGUAUUUGCUGAUACUGAUGCAUAUCCUCCUAUAUACUUUAAGUCGUCUCUAGAGUGCUUAUAAUGCCUAAUAGGACGAAAAGGCUAUGUCAGUCCUUAAUGCCGUGUUGUUGUUGUAAUAAUGACAAGAAAAAAAAUGUGUGUGUGUGUGUGAGA
Meriones unguiculatus (Mongolian gerbil) is the source of this 6638-nucleotide messenger RNA. RefSeq names its product dispatched RND transporter family member 2 (gene Disp2). NCBI's taxonomy places the organism in Eukaryota, Metazoa, Chordata, Mammalia, Rodentia, Muridae. Bases 255 to 4289 code for a protein of 1344 amino acids. Gene Ontology annotation, cellular component: membrane. The record is from RefSeq and is a predicted model, not a curated record. The transcript has 8 exons.